Molecule: messenger RNA, 1531 nt
Organism: Mercurialis annua (annual mercury)
Lineage: Eukaryota; Viridiplantae; Streptophyta; Magnoliopsida; Malpighiales; Euphorbiaceae
Product: large ribosomal RNA subunit accumulation protein YCED homolog 1, chloroplastic
Exons: 3
Coding region: 285-1211 (308 amino acids)
Source: RefSeq, a predicted model, not a curated record
UUUAUCUUUCUGUUUAUCCAUGAACAGAGCCAUUUCCCAGUUGCUGUUUCUCAAUUAUAUCUAAUCUUUACGGAACGAGCUCCAUCUACAAAGCUUUCUUCUUCCAGCUUCUGGAUUUCCUUCACAUAGCGGAUUAAAUAUCGCUGUUGCGUUGCUAUAAUAUUUAAGCAUUUCCUUUAGUUAUCUAAGAUUGUUACAGUCUCACGUUCCUCGCGGUUUAUAUCUUUUUUUAGCUUAUCCUUUUGUAUCAUUAGGGAAGGAUCUCGAUUAUAUUCGAGGCAAAUAUGUCUUCUGUAAUCUCAACACUCUCACUAGCUCCGUCCUCAUUUGGUAACAAACACAAUGUCCAUAAUUUUGUAUUUCAAAAGAAUUCUUCAUCAUAUCCAAACUUUUCCGUUGUUAAUUACAAAUGUUCGUGGGCUAGUAUGUUUAGUAUUUCUAGUAGAAACAAUUUGCAUAUUGUUUCUAAUAAUCAGAAGCUUAUCGAUGUAUCUUUGGGUUGGGAUGAUUUGAAUCAACAAGACCCUGAUGACUUGGAGUCACCAUGGGAAGGUGCAAUCAUUUACAAGAGAAACCCUUCUGUUACACAUGUAGAGUAUUGUACAACCUUGGAAAGGCUUGGAUUAGAAAACCAUUCAACGGAGGUCUCGAAAUCAAGGGCUUCAGUUAUGGGAUUACGAGUUACUAAAGCCGUCAAGGAUUACCCACUUGGAACUCCUGUUCAGAUCUCCAUUGACGUCAUAAGGAAGAAGCAAAAGUUGAGGCUUGAUGGGAUCAUCAAGACUGUGCUCACUCUAUCUUGCAAUAGGUGUGGUGGUCCAGCUGCGGAGAGCGUUUACUCCAACUUCUCUCUUUUACUGAGCGAGGAACCAAUCGAAGAACCAGAGAUUAUCGAUUUGGGAACAAUCUUUAGUCAAGAUAAAUCGGGUGGCUAUGAAGAAGAGGAGGAUGAUGACGCCUCAAUUGAUUGGGAUGAUAGGUUUUACUUUCCUCCUCAAGAAAAGGAGAUCGACAUUUCGAAGAACUUAAGAGACCUGGUUCACAUAGAAAUCACUGGCAAUGCAGUAUGCGAUCCAAACUGCAGAGGUGUGUGCCUUGAAUGUGGUACAAAUCUAAAUACAAGUAGCUGCAGCUGCAUCGAUGAGGAGAACAAAGAGAUAAGCUACGGUCCUCUUAAAGAUUUGAGAAAACAAAUGCAGCCUAAAGUGUAAGAUUAAUCACACAUCAUGUGAGUCUAGCUAGAAUCACCUUUGUAUAAGGAUCAUCCUAAUAUGACCAUCUCAUGUCUAUAAGGUCGAUGUAGUUGAGCUUGAAUCGAAGUGAGAGGAGAGAGUAGCCUACUAGCCUCCCACUUGACCGCGGAGCUGGAGGAAGUCUGUUCAAUCUCAUCAUUUUCUUUUGGUUAGUGAAGUAGAUUAUCAGAUAAGGGUUGUAUAAUUUCUUGUUUUUCAUUAAAUGGUCUGGAUAAAAAUCUAUAGUGCCUGUAUUGUGAAUUUUGAAUUUAGCAGAACUAAAUCUUUCCUUGAUGGAA